This is a messenger RNA of Daphnia pulex (common water flea), 1497 nucleotides long. Its product is annotated as homocysteine S-methyltransferase YbgG-like. Gene Ontology annotation, biological process: S-methylmethionine cycle. The transcript is spliced from 6 exons. NCBI's taxonomy places the organism in Eukaryota, Metazoa, Arthropoda, Branchiopoda, Diplostraca, Daphniidae. Gene Ontology annotation, molecular function: S-adenosylmethionine-homocysteine S-methyltransferase activity. The record is from RefSeq and is a predicted model, not a curated record. The coding region runs from base 455 to 1429 and encodes 324 amino acids.
AAAAUGAGAGAGGGGGGGAUUGCUGCCAGGUCACCGCUGGGUCACCCGACUGCUUUGAACAUCCAGCAUCAUCGGCGCAUAUGGAAAUUUGCCCAAGCGCUUCUUCCUGUUUCCGGUCGGCGCAUGCACGGAUAUGAAAUCGAAACAACCCGGAGGAACUUCAAAAGUGAACGAAGCGCUUAUUUGAUUGCGUUCGUGGUGCUUGCGACGAAGCUCUACAAAGGACUACUAGAUGGCUGCACUGUAUGUUAUGAUUGAAUUCGUCGUCUGCUAUUUUCCAUUCCGAAGUCGUCGACUGCUUUUCUCGUCAAGUAACACAUUCCGAUGGACGCAGGAUCGGUCUGAUUAUCAAUAGUCUCAAGCUACUUAUUUUGUGACAUCAUCUCCUUCUGGACUGACGAGUGACGACUUCCAGAGAAACUUCCAGAGAAACGAAUUCAACAGACGUGGAGAGAUGAGUGAGAAACUUUUGAUACUGGACGGAGGACUCGGCACGCUGCUCUAUCGCAGAGGAGCUUUCGUCAAAGGCGAUCCAUUAUGGUCAGUUCGCUGUUUGGUGUCCAAAGAACUGGAAGGCCGUCGCCAGCUGCUUCAAGCGCACCUGGACUAUUUGGCGGCUGGAGCUGACAUCAUCAAAACCAACAGUUACCAAAUGAGCACGGAGAAUCUCCGGAAGUGUCUGCCAGGCCUAUCCCAAGAAGAGGCUUUGGAAAUGAUGAAGGAUUCGGUUCGUAUCGCUAGAAAUGCUUGCGAAGAAUUUUGGCAAUCCAUUGGAGAGGAAAAAUCUGGACGGAGAAAACCGGGGGUGGCCGGCUCUAUCGGUCCCUAUGGAGCAUGUAAAGCUGACAUGUCGGAAUACACUGGGGCUUACGUUGAUUCCAUGACAGAAGAGGAUUUGAUCCAGUGGCAUCGACCACGUCUUGUGGCUUUGCUUGAAGCCGGAGUGGAUUAUCUGGCCAUUGAAACAUUCCCGGCAUUGUUAGAGGCCAAAGCUAUUUUGAAACUUCUAAAACAGGAGGCCCCCGAUAUUCCAGCUUGGAUUUCCUUCUCUUGCAAGGAUGAACAACACUUGUGCCACGGAGAGACGUUGGAUAGUGUUUUAAAACAUGUUUGGGUGAACAAAACUCCUGGUUUGAAAGCCAUCGGGAUCAAUUGCACUCCUGAAAGACUAAUUGGACCGCUUUUACGUUCUCUUGAUGGAGUGGAUCAUGUACCUGUUAUUCUUUAUCCUAAUCGAGAGGAGUCUUUUGAAGAUGAAGGUCCUCCAGUCGCUGCUUAUCCCAGUCGUCAAGACGAGAAAUGCAAUAAUAAUCUUUCCAAGUUAGCCAAAGAGUGGUUAUCUAUUCAUCCAAAUGUAUUUGCUUUGGGAGGUUGUUGUUUCUAUCAUCCACCAGACAUCACUAUUUUAAGCUGUGAUUUUGGCAAUUGAUUGUUUUGACAAUUUUUUUCAGACGAGUUAUAAUUAUUAAUUACUUUAAUAAAUUGAAUUUUGGGCUA